Messenger RNA from Cladophialophora psammophila CBS 110553, 1041 nucleotides. RefSeq names its product eukaryotic translation initiation factor 3 subunit F. The transcript has 2 exons. Gene Ontology annotation, biological process: translational initiation. The coding region runs from base 1 to 1041 and encodes 346 amino acids. Gene Ontology annotation, cellular component: eukaryotic translation initiation factor 3 complex, eIF3m. NCBI's taxonomy places the organism in Eukaryota, Fungi, Ascomycota, Eurotiomycetes, Chaetothyriales, Herpotrichiellaceae. Gene Ontology annotation, molecular function: translation initiation factor activity; metallopeptidase activity; translation initiation factor binding. The record is from RefSeq and is a predicted model, not a curated record.
AUGGCUGAACAAGAUUCGUUCCUCCAUCUCACGCGCCCUCUCGGCCCGGUCGCAGUAGGCGCACAACCCACCACAGCCCCCCUCCGCGUCGUGAUACAGCCACAAGCUCUCUUCUCGAUCCUAGACCACUGCGUCCGCCGGCCGCCCGAUCAGCAAAGAGUCAUUGGCACCUUACUGGGAACCCGCUCCGACGCAGACGAGUCCCAGGUCGUCGUGCACUCCUCCUUCGCGGUCAGCCACACCGAGACAACGGACCAGGUAGAGGUGGACAUGGAAUACCAGAAAGCCAUGCUGGCCCUGCAUCUUCGCGCGAACCCCAAGGAGGUCCUGGUGGGGUGGUACGCCACCAGCUCAGAGUUGAACACCUUUUCGGCCUUGAUCCAGAACCACUACAGCAGCCAGGGCGAAGGCACGUUUCCAUACCCCGCCGUUCAUGUCACGGUAUCGUGCCAGCCAGGCCAAGACAUCGAAGUGCGAACAUACAUUUCCUCCCCGGUGGGGGUGAGUCCCGAGAGAGCGGCCGAUUCAGCAGCCUUCAUCCCGAUCCCCUACACUGUCAACUACGGCGAAGCCGACCGCGCGGGCCUCGAGGCGAUUGAAUACGCAAAGGGCUCGGAGACCAGGACGACAACAAUCCUCACCGAGAUCGAGAGCCUCGAAAAGUCCCUAGAGGACACAUUGGGCAUGCUAGACCGAGUGGGCAAGUACGUCGAGAACGUGAUUGAAGAGGAGACCGAGCCGUCCACCGCGCUGGGCCAGUUCCUGCUCAACACGCUGGCCCUGGCGCCGAAAGUCGAUGCCGCCGAGAUCGAAAAGGACUUCAACAACCACAUCCAAGACGUCUUGACCGUGUCCUACCUCGCCAACAUGAUCCGUACGCAGAUGGACUUGUCAAACAGGUUAGCGACGUCAGCGUUGACCAUGGGCGGCGGUGAGGGCGGCACAACCGAGAAGGAAGGGCGAGGUGAUCGUAGACAGAACAGACAAGGCGGACAGACAAGGCAGAACAGGACGGAGAGUUUCUCGGUGUCUAAUGUUUGA